GUGUAUGUAAAUACUAACAACAAAUUAGCUGCUCCAGAGUUCGUGGGAAUGGGCAUACGCAUUGAAGAUGACAUUCUAAUUACAAAUAAUGGACCUGUUCUCUUGACUGCUGGUUGCCCCAAACAAGUGGCUGAUAUUGAAAGGCUGUGUCUUAAAGUCUGA
This is a messenger RNA of Gryllus bimaculatus (two-spotted cricket), 162 nucleotides long. The record is from the annotation of a GenBank genome assembly. Lineage: Eukaryota; Metazoa; Arthropoda; Insecta; Orthoptera; Gryllidae.